Molecule: messenger RNA, 3661 nt
Organism: Archocentrus centrarchus (flier cichlid)
Lineage: Eukaryota; Metazoa; Chordata; Actinopteri; Cichliformes; Cichlidae
Gene: enpp5
Product: ectonucleotide pyrophosphatase/phosphodiesterase 5
Exons: 4
Coding region: 181-1656 (491 amino acids)
Source: RefSeq, a predicted model, not a curated record
CUGCUGCACUCUUAAGAAUUGCACUUGCUGCUGUGCGUGGUCAUUGUCAGAACUGCGCGUUUUUAGCUGUUAGCAAUCAAUGCAGCACAAAGGCUAAAACACGGAGUGUGUUACAGUGUAGCGGACUGUCGGAAGCUUCACUUUCAUUCAGUUGGAAGCUGUUUCAUCAUACUCCACAUUAUGCUGUGCUACUUGCUGCGAAGAGGCUGGAGUCCUCUGGUCUGCCUGUGGGGCCUGUUCCUGCCUCUGGUGUCCCUCCAUCAUGUGAGCCACCGUGGACGUGGGGACCUCACUGUGAAGGAGCGGCCCAAGCUGCUGCUUGUGUCCUUCGAUGGUUUCCGUUGGGACUACAUUGACCGCGUUCCGACACCUAACUUCCUCAGCAUCACUGACACGGGGGUGAAAGUGGAGUUUGUGGAGAAUGCUUAUAUUACCAAAACCUUACCUAAUCAUUACAGCUUAGUGACAGGGCUGUAUGCUGAGAGGCAUGGCAUUGUGGCUAAUGAGAUGUACGACCCUGUUCUGAACCAGUCCUUCUCCAUGGAGACGGACAGUAUUUAUGAUUCACGGUGGUGGGAGGAGGCUGUGCCUCUCUGGGUUACCAUCCAGAAAGCUGGAGGGCGGAGCGGGGCAGCAAUGUGGCCAGGGUCUGAUGUAAAAAUCCACAACAUGUAUCCUACUCAGUACCUCCAGUACAACGCCUCAGUCUCCUUUGAAACCAGAGUGGAACGGAUUAUCGAGUGGUUCUCCGCACCUAAAGAUGAAGCAGUGGAUUUUGGAGUUCUGUACUGGGAGGAGCCCGAUGAAAGCGGGCACAACCUGGGACCUCAGAGUCCCUUAAUGGACGUAGUCAUCGCAGACAUUGAUGAGAAGCUCGGCUUCCUUAUAAACGAGCUAAAGAAGGCCGAGCUGUAUGACAAAGUGAACCUCAUAGUGACCAGUGACCACGGGAUGGCUCAGCUUUCUCCUGAGAAGAUCAUAGAGCUGGAUGAGUAUGUGAGCAGAGACCUGUACACCUGGGUGGAUAAGAGUCCAGUGGUGGGGAUUAUGCCCAAAGAAGGGAAGCUUGAUGAGGUGUAUAAUCUGCUGCUGGAUGCAAACCCAAACAUGGUGGUGUACAAGAAAGAAGAGAUUCCCGAGCACUACCAUUAUCAGCACAACAUCAGGAUCAUGCCCAUCCUCAUAGAGGCCAAGGAAGGGUGGACCAUCAUGCAGAACAGGACCGGGCCCUUCAUGUUGGGAAACCAUGGCUACAACAACACCUUGCGUAACAUGCAGCCUGUGUUCGUGGCUCGUGGGCCAGCCUUUCGCGAGAAUUACGUCAAAUCCACGAUGCGCUCCGUUGACCUUUACCCUCUCAUGUGCCAUAUCCUGUCCAUCCGCCCUCUGCCAAACAACGGCUCCCUCUCAAAUGUUCAGGACCUCCUGUCCAUCCAGCCAACUGCAUCCACACCAAUCCCGCCUCACCGUCCCAUCGCUCCCAAGGUCACCGGGUACUCAUAUGCUCCCAUCGUGGGUUCGUUCCUCGGUGUGGUUUUGGUGCUGGGCUUCCUAGUGGUCUACAUCAUACUAGUGACGCUCAAACAGCGGCCCUCGAGAAAACACAGGAGCUGGGAGAUGUCGCAACCUUUACUGCAAGAGGACUUGCACCUGUAGCUCAAGAAAUGGAAAGGAAUGCAGACAUAAAAGAAGAGGAGGUAUUCCUCCCCAAGGUAUUCCCACAUCCAGAAGCACCCCCCGAAUGCCUCCCUUACACCACUAAGUGCAAUUGUGCUGCUCUUUUUAUUCAUUGAAGAUCGAGGGAAUUUACCCUCCCACUCAUAUGUAGGGGUACAUCAGGUGUAAGGGAAAUGUCUUGGGCGUGCUUCUGGUUUGGGUUUAAUCAAAAUAAUGAGCUUUUUAGUGGUUUUGCUUUGAUUGUGACUUCUACCUAAUAGCAUCUAACAUUUUCAUUGUCACUUUAUAAAGUAAAGAUGCAAAGAUAAAUGUGACGUUUUAGCCUGUGAUUCUAAAAGGGGGAGCUUUUGGUGGCUGAACCUGUGACCUGUAUGAUACCGAGGUGUCAGUAUGCUCCAAUCAAACUAAGCUGAAGCUGUUCUUUACAAUCACAUUCCAAGGUGGGGCGUAAACCUUGUAACCACAGAGAGAAGCAAUGUUGAUAACGGCGCAUACCUUCAGACAAUCUUACCUAAUCGCAUUCAUGGCGUUGCACUCAUUAUAGUAUGUUGGAAAACAGCGUCGUGAGGAGAGAAGGGCAAAUUUUAGAAAAACUCUUCCUUUGCAGCAUACGGACACCUCCCCAUCCUGACCGCAAGAGUGGUCCCGAGUCAGUUUACGUUGACAUUUUCAAAUCUGUGCAGAUUUGUAUGUCAUAAAGUGAAGACGGAGGGAUCUUGUGAGAUUGUUUUUCCACCACUUGUUCUGCUUGUGGUCUGAGCACUGAAUGAGAUGUUACUUUGAGCUAUAAAUGCUGUGAUUAAUCUAAAGUAUUCCAAACUCUCUUAGUUUGAAUGUUAACCAGAACCACUAAAGUCUCACUCUUCAUGCCAAGCUACUGCUCAUCCGUGUAGGUCAUUCCAUGAGCUGAUCACGUCACGACCUCGCUCUUCAGUAGUCAGUUACCAUUUGCCUUUGAACUUAACAGAGAACAUCUCUCUAAAGGUGUGCAGUUGUUUGUGUGUGUCUUUUUUUUUUUUUUUAGCGUUUGUGUUGGGAGGGCUUUUUUGUUGUUGUUGUUGAGUAGAUGACUGUGUAGUGCCCUUCCCUUCAUAUGUCCACUGUCAUUGCCAUGGCCAUUUGUUGGUGAAAUGUGAAGUGCAAUUGCUAUUGGUCAGUAUUUGUGUUAGGGAUUUUAAGGGUUUUGAUUGGUUGAGAAGACUAUUUCGAGCAUGACUUGCGAGAGCUGUUCCCAUAAUUUGCACUAUAGGAUUGAAAUGAAACUGAAUGAAGGGGCAGUAGCUGAAAGCUUUUUAGGUCAUGCUUUAUUUGCACUUCUGGUUUGUAGCUGCCGUUUGAAACGAUAGAAGAAGAUAGGUGCCUCUUGCCUAAAAGCGUUUUAAAGUAGCAUAAUCGUAGAGAGAGGUAGAAGAGUAGGAUUCAAAUCUGCAGAUGAAUUACUCAAAUAUUUUUUUUCAGCAUCUCUUAAGAAAGAAUUGGUUCAAUUUUCUCCUUUUGCUUUUGGAUGCAUUGACUUGUACCUGUGCCCCCAAAUGACAGACAUCACUGUGAUAUGUACUUUUUACAAAAUUUAAAUUCAUAAAUUAAGAGCAUUUAUAUGGAAAUUGUUAAUUUUCUGAGAAUUGUAUUGUUUUAUGACAGAAAAGUGUUGUCUGAUAAUUUUCCCCUAACUUGUAGACAGAGAAGUGAAAUAUAUCUGUACGAUAUUCCAAAAAUGAUUUAUUUGAAGUUUUUAAGAAAAUAAUGAAUACCUUGGAUUUAAAAUGCGAAUGUUUAAUAUAAUUUACAAAUUAACUAUCUUUGCCAUGUUGAUGCAAUUAAUGAGUCUUCUGGAAAUAAAGGGACUAAUGUGAAAAUGACUGUUUUUUUAACCCUUGUGUAGCAGGCCAGGAUCUUAGGUGCCGUUUACACGAGACCGUUUUCAUUUUGAAACGGUGUCGUUUUGAUGCGUUUCGGCCUUGCGUUUACACGACAACGGUGUCGU